CCGUUGCCAUUAUUAGUGCCCACAGUGGGCGAACAGCCCAUCUCCAAAAUGCCGAAGCAAGCAAAAGUUUGGCGCCAAUUUCAAAAUUUUCCCACCCCUAAUCCACUAUUUCUUCAUUCUUCGCUCUGUCAAUCAAAAACACUGUAUAAAAAAUUUGUUUUAAAACCCUAGAAAUAAAUUUUUCAUUAAUCUCCUUUCAAACUUAAAACCCUAAAAUAAGAAAAACGAAUUUCAUUCAAAAUCAAAGUCCGGAAUGGGGAAAAACGACGUUGAACUAGCAGCUGCAAAAAAGGCAUAUAAGAGUGCAAACGAUAUCGGGAAUCGGAAAGAAGAAGCAAGAUGGGCAAAUGUAAUUGGGGAUAUUCUUAAGGAAAAAGGCGAGUAUUGUAAAGCUAUUAAAUGGCUAAGAAUUGAUUAUCAAAUUUCUUCUGAUUAUUUGGUUGAAAAAGAUCGUCUUCCUGCCUGUCAAUCCAUUGGCGAACUUUAUUUGCGCAUACAAGAUUAUGAAAAUGCUCUUUAUUAUCAGAAAGAGCAUUUACAGCUUGCCAAAGAUGCAGAUAAUCUGAUUGAGCAACAAAGAGCCAGCACACAGCUUGGGCGUACAUAUCAUGAAGUAUUCUCUAAAUAUGAGGAUCAUUCUGCGCUCCACAAGGCUAAAAAGUAUUUCAAGUCUGCUAUGGAUCUUGCUCGAACUCUCAAGGAAAAUCCUCCGGAUUCCAAAUCUUCUUUUCUUAAAGAAUAUGUUGAUGCAUAUAAUAACAUUGGAUUGCUCGAAAUGGACCUUGAUAACUUGAAAGAAGCUGAAAAGAUUCUGACACAAGGUUUAAAAAUCUGCGAUGAUGAGGAGGUGAAUGAAAAUGAUGCCGGGCGCACCAGGUUACAUCAUAACCUUGGGUUUGUAUAUACACAACUAAGAAUGUGGGAUAAGGCUCGAGAGCAUAUCCAAAAAGAUAUAUUAAUUUGUAAAAAUAUAGGUCAUUGCCAAGGGGAGGCUAAAGGUUAUAUUAAUCUUGGGGAAUUAUAUAACAAGAUUCAAAAGUUUGACCGGGCCUUGUCAAGCUACCGGAAGGCUCUUGAAUUGACAAACUCCUUGGAAGAUGAAUAUGCAUUGGCCCGUCAAAUUGAGGAAAAUAUGCGAGUUGUCAAGGAAUAUGUUAAAGUAAUGGAUGAAAUAAAAAUAGAAGCACAAAAUUUAAAGAAGCUAAGACGUAGCAUGACCACGACAAAAGGAACUUCUGGUGAAAGAAAGUGUUUGAGGCAGCAAUUGAAAUCUAUUGACAAUCUCAUUGAGAAAACCAUCAUUGUUUCUGAUUGGUCAAAACAUCUUGAAUUUGCAAAGAUGAAGAAGAAAAUUGCAAAGGAAUUAUGUGACAAAGAAAAGUUGGCUGAUUCACUUUUGGUUGUUGGAGAAUCAUACCAAAAGCUUCGGGAUUUUCGAAAAGCUAGUAAAUGGUAUACCAAAAGUUCGGAAAUAUAUAAAGUGAUUAAUAACUUGGAAGGCCAAGCAAUAGUAAAAAUCAAUAUGGGUGAUAUUUUGGAUUCUAAAGGUGAUUGGAAGGCCGCUUUAGAUGCAUUUAAAGAAGGCUACAAUCUUGCAGUUGAAGCAAAUAAAGUUUCUUUACAAAUUUCUGCACUGGAGAAUAUGCAUUACAGUCAAAUGAUGAGAUUUGAUAAUGCUGAAGAAGUUAGGAAGUUGGAGCUUCAGAUACAAAAUUUGAAGAGUUUAAUCAGCAAUGAGCUGGAACCAAAUGUUGCAUUGAGGGAUAGUUGUUCUGAAACUGAAAGUGAAGGCAAUGACAGUUUAGUGGAGAGCAGGUUUGCUAAUUGUGAAUCAUCUCGCAGUAGUGAAUCUCUUCUGGCGGAGAAACCUCUUUCAAGGAUUGAACAUAUUGUAGUUGAUGAAGCUUCGAGUCCACCUUUGCGCCGUAAGAAGUUGCAGAAACUUGAAACAGACAGUGAAAAAACGGCUAAAAGAUUUUCUAGGAUAACUGAAGCUACUCCCAAAAAAUUCUCUGAUUCACAGGGUAGUCCUUUAACAGUUGGUAGAAAACGUACCCGUUUAGUACUAUCUGAUGAUGAAGAAGAUUCACAAUGUCAAAACAGAAGGCUGGAUAGUACUCGAUCAGAAGAGAUUGCUACAUCCAAUGAAUUGAAGACUACGAGCAUCCAUCAAGAUCCAGCUUGUGACUUACAGGAUUUUGUGCCAGAUGGUUAUAAACAAUGCACAAGUUCUUGCAGUCUUGUUAAUGUUGAAGAAAGUUCGUGUUCACAUAAAUCUUGCCAUGGAAAUGCCAAGAUAAAUGACAAUAAGCCUUGUUUCUUUCAGUGCGGCAUUAUAAUCAAAGUUGAAGAUGUCUUGGUGAGCAUUGAAGCAGAGUCCAAUGUUCUUGCUGGUAAACUUGAUAUUGAGUCCUUGAAGGUUCACGCAGCCUGCUCAUACUAUUUGCAGCUACCUUCUCAGAAGAGGUGCAUUGGCCUAUUGCCAAUUAUUGACCAAUUGAAAAUUGGGGAGCAUAUCAUGUCUACUAAUAAUGCAGUGGAAACUGUUUUGAAUGGUGCUCCAGCAGGAGAGUUGAUAGAAGCUUCAGUUUCUGGAUGGGUGCAGAAGAGAUUGAUAAAUUUGUAUGUUGACUGCUGUGAGAAAUUAUCUGAGAGACCUAAUAUGAAGUUGCUAAUAAAGCUGUACAAUUUGGAGAUUUCUGAAGAUGAAGUCAUUGUUUCUGAUUGUGAGCUUCAAGAUAUGUCAAUAGUUCCUUUACUGGAUGCUUUGAGAACGCAAAAAACAAUAUCUAUGUUGAAUCUUUCUCAUAAUAUGUUAGGGAAUGCAACAAUGGAAAGACUUAAGCAAGCGUUAACAUCUUUAGGUCAGAAAUAUGGGGCCUUGGUGUUAGACCUGCACUGCAAUUUGUUUGGACCUACUGCUUUAUUUCAGAUCUGUGAGUGCCCUGUUCUCAUUAGCCGAUUGGAAGUUCUUAACAUCUCAGGAAACCGUCUAACUGAUGCUUGUGGAGCUUACCUGUCCACCAUAUUGCGUAAUUGCAAAGGUCUUUACAAUCUUAAUAUUGAACGGUGUUCUAUCACAUCUAGAACGAUUCAAACAGUUGCCGAUGCAUUGGAUUCUGAUUCUGUACUGUCACAUCUAUCCGUGGGUCAUAACAACCCAAUAUCUGGUGCUUCUUUAGCCAACCUAUUAAAGAAACUUGCCAAGCUUGAAAGGUUUUCGGAACUGAGUCUGGAUGGGUUAAAGCUAAACAAACAUGCAAUUGAUAGCGUUUGUCAACUAGCUAAAUCUUCGUGUCUGUCAAGUCUCAUGCUUGGUGCUACAAAUAUUGGUUCUGACGGAGCAUUGAAGUUAACCGAGUCCCUGUUCCUGGAGACACAAGAACUGGCAAAGUUAAACUUAUCAUACUGUGGACUUAGACCUAUGUACUUCGAAAGGUUAAAGACGUUUCCUGGACUCUUGAAUAUUGUUGAGAUUAACUUUUCUGGAAACCCCAUCACAUCAGAGGGCGGAAAUGCAUUAGCAUCAUUACUUGCAAAUCCAGACUGCUGUGUAAAAGUUUUGCAGCUUAGCAAAUGCCGUCUUAGUCUCGAUGGGGUCAUCCAAAUCAUCAAGUCGCUUUCUGAGAACGAGUCCCUUGAGGAACUCAACCUCGCUUGCAACAUUGAUCAAACAACAUAUCAACUCACGAAAAAUGAUCUAACUGGAAAAUUGAGUCCAAAAACAUUGAACUCCGAGAAUAAACUCAAUGAUCCUACAACUGAACAGCACGAAGAAGAUGCCUUAAAUCAGCUAGAAGCAGCUGAUAGUUACGAUAACAAUUCAAGGUUUGAGGGCUCAGAAUCACGACUCGAUGAUACUUGCAAUAGUCAAGGCCAAAGAAGCGUACUUCAACCUGACGAUCUGUACGUGAAGGAACUGUCAUCAGCCAUCAGCAACGCCAAGACAUUGCAGUUUCUUGAUCUCAGUGACAACGGCUUCUCAACUGAAGUAGCCGAUACAUUCUACAGUGCAUGGUGCUCUUGUACGAGGAUUUGUGUAGCUCGCAAACAUUUUAACGGCCAAUUACUUCACUUAUCUACCCAAAACAAGAUUUGUUGUGUUAAACCUUGCUGCCGAAAGAACUGGUGAUUCAGUGGCACCUCAAGUUUGCAUCGUAUGCAUGUCUAUAGUAGCCGCAUGGCGGAGCAAAAAUACACCAUAAACUUUAAGGUCCUGUUUUGUUUAAUUUUUUUUUUGGAAGUUUUGAGGUCUAAACACUAAUAAUUAAACUAUAGCAAAACAGUGUAAACUAAGAUUAUAUAUAAAUUAACAAAUCAAAAUAUAUGUUUAUUAUACGAAUUUCUAUACUUGACAAGAUAAACGUAAACACUAAGCACUAGUAAU
Messenger RNA from Amaranthus tricolor (Joseph's coat), 4387 nucleotides. Its product is annotated as protein TONSOKU. Gene Ontology annotation, biological process: epigenetic regulation of gene expression; response to DNA damage checkpoint signaling; meristem structural organization. Gene Ontology annotation, cellular component: nucleus. Gene Ontology annotation, molecular function: protein binding. Lineage: Eukaryota; Viridiplantae; Streptophyta; Magnoliopsida; Caryophyllales; Amaranthaceae. The record is from RefSeq and is a predicted model, not a curated record. The transcript has 20 exons. The coding region runs from base 254 to 4132 and encodes 1292 amino acids.